GGGUGUAGGGGCAAUGCGGGGCCGGGGAUUGAAUGUUGGAACCUGGCUCCCGCUGCCCGCAGCAGUGCUAGGGCGGGGCUCGGCAGUUUCCUUUGCCUGCUCGCCCGCCCGCCCGGUGCAGCAGGUUUCCACCCCUGGUUGUGCAUGAAGCGUGGCCCCCGCCCUUCAUGUCCAGGUUUUAAAGCGAGAUGAGGUGGGGGGGGGGAAUGUAAAACAAGGACAACAGCGAGGUGUCCUGCCUCGUGUCUCCGCGGCGCUCAGAGCAGCAUGAGGAGCCCGCUGAGCAGAGACACCGCCGGCUGAGCACCGUGUGCCUCCCACACGCCAGGGGGCGCUGCAGAUACUGAGUGACAGAGGCAGCAGGGGGACGCCGCCGGCGCGACACAUACCCUGCGGACGAGUUACUGCCUCUCCGCUUUCCCCAGCCCCAUUGGCUUCGCGCUUUGGCCCUCGCGGCUGCCGUCGUGAGAUUUCUAACAACGCUCAGGGCGCUAGUGGCACGCGGGGGUCAGCCGAGGCGGCGGCGUUGGCGUUUCUCAGCCGGCGGAGGGGAAGGGUCUGAGGAGGCGUUUCCCCCUGAGGGGGGAUGGGGCAGGGCCCGAGCCGGAAGCAGGCCGGGGGAGUGGGGAACGUGUAGGGCCGCCCGCGGCUCGCGCUCUCCGGCUCCGAGGCGGCGAUGGCUGACGCUGGUGGAAGCGGCGGCGGCGACUCCCUGCAGGGCCGGGGCCCGGACUCGGGCCGCCGCCAGCCGUUCGCGUCCACCUCUCGCAACGGGGCCGUGCCCGAGCACCAGCAGCGCAGGCUGGCGGGUGGCCAAGGCCGCCAGCGGCCCCCGGAGGCUGCGAGCGACGGGGAGGAAGAGGAGUCGGAAGAGGAGCCCGGGCAGGGCCCGGGCGUGAGAGCCGAGCCCGAUGGGAACCACACGGACAGGAGGAUGCUCCGGCACCAGUAUCGCCAGCUCAUCAACAGAGUGCAGCAGAAUCGUGAGGAUAUGUUGAGUUCAAAAAGCAACAGUUUGACAGAUGCACUACAAGAAGCCAAUAAAUUGUUCAGUGGAGUUUCCCAGGCAAGGGAGGCUGCUCUGGAUGCCCAGUUCCUUGUUUUGGCAUCAAAUCUAGGAAAGGAAAAAGCAAAUGAGUUACACUCUGAAAUGACAGUAUUUGACUCGCCAGCAUUUGCUGAAGAUUUAUUAACGUUUAUGGGCCUGAAUCGUCUAGAAGGAGAAGAAAAUGAUAGCGAUGAUGAGAGCAUUGCUAGUGGAUUUUUACCUAAUAAUGCCUGGCAUAAACUGGGAGCAGAAGCAGAAAGAUAUUUCAGAAGAUCUCCUUCUUUUCACUACAUGUUGGGAUCUUUCAAGGCUGAUCCUCCUGUACCAAGGCAACGGAUUGAGAGGCAGAAAAGGAAAGCAGGAACAGAAGAAAAAAGGGCAAUGCCUGCUCAGUUGAAGAAAAUGGAAGAAUCUCAUCAGGAAGCCACAGAAAAAGAAGUAGAGAGGAUCCUGGGAUUGCUACAGACCUAUUUUAAUGAUGAUCCCAAUAUACCUAUUUCCUUCUUUGAUUUUGUGAUUGAUCCAAGUUCUUUUGCACGCACUGUGGAAAACAUCUUUCAUGUGUCCUUCAUUAUAAGGGAUGGCUUUGCAAGAAUAAAGCUGGAUCAGGACAAACUGCCAGUAAUAGAGCCUUCACGUGAAGAGGAAGGUAGGGAAAAUGACCAGAAUGCCCAAGUACGGAACCAAGCAGUCAUAUCUUUGAGCCAUCAAGACUGGAAGGACAUUGUAGAAACUUUUGAAAUCACAGAACCUAUGAUUCCCCCUCCUGGUGUCAGCCAAGAAAAUGAAAGUUAGGUGCCGUGAAGAAAAAAUGUGUUUUAAAAUAUUCAAAUAAGUUUUAUAUGUAUAUACUGUAUGAUAAAAUUUAUUUUUGAUGAGAACACUAGUUUAAAUUCAAUGCUUUUUAUAUAACAAGCUUAUUGUAUCUUUUUAUUUAUACAUGUCAUUUACAGUAGUAAAGGUUGUCAUGAUACAUAAGGCAUUUUCAUCCUAUCGUGAUUUUCUUUAAUAAAGUCCUUCUGUAAGUUGA
Molecule: messenger RNA, 2078 nt
Organism: Mauremys reevesii (Reeves's turtle)
Lineage: Eukaryota; Metazoa; Chordata; Testudines; Geoemydidae
Gene: NSMCE4A
Product: NSE4 homolog A, SMC5-SMC6 complex component
Exons: 11
Coding region: 677-1843 (388 amino acids)
Biological process (GO): DNA repair
Cellular component (GO): nucleus; Smc5-Smc6 complex
Source: RefSeq, a predicted model, not a curated record